AUGUCAAUUGAUACUGCAAUCGUUGCUGCCAGUGCCGGUGAAGCCUCCAAUGUUCUCAGUCGCUUAUCAGCGUCACUGACUGGUGGCGGUGGUGUUGGUAGUGGUGGUAACACUGAAGCAGGAUCCACACUAGCUGCCGGAACGGCAUCUGCCACGACGGGCGAGCGGAAGCGUUUUUACUUUGACGAACAUGAAGAUGACAGCGGGGCCUCCACGAGGCUGCAAUUUGCCAGCCCCCAUCAUCAGCAACAGCGGGCACUGCUGCUGGGGGAAAAUAUCUCAGCAUCCACGAUGUACUCCAGCAUGGACCCCGGUAUCUACGAUCCAGUGGAAACGGACAAUAACACCAAUUUCUAUUACAUGAAUGGCAUCUCCAGCGUGGGGAAUUCCUUGGGGGUUAACAACCACAAUGGCACGCUUCCAUUUGCAGAUGACUACUACCAGACCUGCAUGGGCAUGCACGACGGUAACGCAUCCUAUCUGAAUGUGUCCUGCGAAACGAUCCUCAACUACGGCAUCCCGCUGUACGGUUACUGCACGCCCUUCUUCAUCCUCAUCACACUGACUGCCAACUCAUUGAUCGUGAUUGUUCUCAGCAAACGGAGCAUGGCUUCACCGACCAAUUUCGUACUGAUGGCAAUGGCACUGUGUGACAUGUUCACUUUACUUUUUCCGGCACCCGGCCUACUGUACAUGUACACAUUCGGCAACCAUUACAAACCGCUAUCACCGAUAGCUGCCUGCUACGUUUGGAACGCUUUGAACGAGAUCAUACCGGCUAUGUUUCACACAGCAUCGAUUUGGCUAACGCUAGCAUUAGCAGUACAGAGGUACGUCUACGUCUGUCACGCACCCAUCGCCCGAACCUGGUGUACGAUACCGCGGGUGAAGAAGUGUAUAGCCUACAUCUGUAUAGCCGCACUAAUUCAUCAGAGCACGAGAUUUUUUGAUCAAUCCUACAACCUAAUAACUAUCGACUGGAACGGCCACCCGACGGAAGUGUGUCACACCGAGACCUCCAGCUGGGUGCACGACUACGUCGGUGAGGAUGUGUACUACACCUUUUACUACUCGUUCCGGAUACUGUUCGUACACCUGAUACCGUGCGGCAGUUUAGUGGCGCUCAAUGUGCUGCUGUUCAAAGCGAUGCGACAAGCGCAGAAAAAACGCGAACGCCUGUUCAAGGAUAACGUCAAGAAGCGCGAGUGCAAACGUGUUCGCGACUCCAAUUGCACCACGCUGAUGCUUAUCGUGGUGGUAACGGUUUUCCUGAUCGUCGAAAUACCGCUUGCCGUCAUUACGGCUUUGCACAUCAUCUCUACGCUUAUCUACGAUUUCCUCGACUAUUACAUUGCCAACAUGUUCAUUCUGUUUGCCAAUUUUUUUCUCAUUGUUAGUUAUCCGAUAAACUUCGCCAUCUACUGUGGAAUGUCACGCCAGUUUAGGGAAACAUUUAAGGAAAUUUUCGUACCAAAGGCCAAACAAAUACCGGGUAGCAAAAAAGAUUGCGGAUCCUCGCGAUACUCACUAGUCAACGGUCCGAGAACGUUUACCAACGAAACGGUGCUUUAA
Molecule: messenger RNA, 1572 nt
Organism: Sabethes cyaneus
Lineage: Eukaryota; Metazoa; Arthropoda; Insecta; Diptera; Culicidae
Gene: SPR
Product: sex peptide receptor
Exons: 5
Coding region: 1-1572 (523 amino acids)
Biological process (GO): G protein-coupled receptor signaling pathway
Cellular component (GO): membrane
Molecular function (GO): G protein-coupled peptide receptor activity
Source: RefSeq, a predicted model, not a curated record